Messenger RNA from Parascedosporium putredinis, 2511 nucleotides. Lineage: Eukaryota; Fungi; Ascomycota; Sordariomycetes; Microascales; Microascaceae. The record is from the annotation of a GenBank genome assembly.
AUGGGUUCAUCCCACGCGCCGCCACUUACCCGAAGGACUUCCCAGCGUCAGGCUUCGUUGCGACGCCCUCCGUCGCGGACUCUGAAGCGACACGAGUCCAACCCUGCCCCGAACGCCGGCUCUCAGCCCCAGUAUGGAGCGAUGCAUGACAGCUCUGACGAUGAGAUGCCGGUUCCCAUGAAGCUCAGCGCGCUCACCAAGGCGUUGCUGGAUGAUGGCGGCCCAGCUGCUGCCCAACAGAUGAGGCAGGCCACCAGGCAGGCGGCGUCUCCUCCUAGGACCAGGAGACGCAGCGCGCUCUCAACCUCCCAAGCCGCGCCGGAGGAGGGCAGGAGGAGCCUGCGGUCUGGCAGCUCACAACCCUUCCAGGAUGCCAAUGGCAGAUCCUCUCGCGGCCCUUCCCCGCUAAAAGCCGAGAGAACACUUGAGCAGCCUGGGCCAGAUGAAGAGAAGGUCCACGUCCACAAUCGCAUCUACUUCCACUUCCCGACCCCGGGACAAAUCGUCCACCUCCGACUUCGACAAGGCCGCUCCCCUCCCCCACCGGCUGAUGUCAACACGCCGGCACAGCAACCAAGAGUCGUGAGGAUCGCUAGCGGCUCUUCGGCGGCUCGGGGAAAAUCCACCACCUCGUCAGCAGUCUCCUCGGCUAGGUCUGUGCCUGUUUCCGGGCACUCGUCACAGGCGGACCAUGAGGCCCUAGACGAACCCGGAACAGCUGCACGGAAUUCGGCCCAUAUGGGCAGCGUGUCGAGGGCGGGCAAUGUUGGCCGAUUGGAGGACAAUCUUGCUCUUCAGAGCUCUAUGCGCAUCAAGCGCGUGGGCAAGAGGACGCCGAAGAGGGGAGACGGCGAGCUCAUGGGCUCCAGUCAGGACCCGGAUAGCCAAAAGGCCGACCCUACUCCAGGCGGAGAGGGCCUCGGCUCUUCGUUCUAUGCGAGCAAUAAGUAUGCCGACUUUGCGUCCGGAAGCCCUGUUAGUUCCAAGGACCUUCAUCGCCGCCACGCCUCUCUCGCCGAUAUGCGCAUGUCAUCCUCCGCUAGGCUGUCUCCCGCGGUGAGGCAUCCCGAGCCCGAGGCCCGACCCGAAAAGGAACACGUGGAGCCGGAGCCCCUACACGAACCUGCACCCGAGCCCCGAAUUCCUGCCCGGAUCCAACCCGUGAUGAUGCCAUCCGCCCAUGAUCAAGAAAAUGAAAUCCCCUCAGCAUCAGGCACGUCAAGCCGUUUUCCUCCCGGCGAAGCCCGUCGUAGAGGCCAUGGGGCGGCGUCCCCUACCAUCCGAGGUGCCCGCACCAAGGGCGACGGUGUCUCCGGAGAGGAAGCCCCUCUCCUCAAUGAGUCACAAUACUCCCCACCGCCCCGCGCCUCCCCGCCCAAGAUGUCGGUCGUCGAUGUUGCCACGACAUCCGCCGGCGCCGUCACAACCCAAGUCAAGCAGCGACGAAACGUUAUCAAGGUUAACGGAAAGUGCUAUACGAGGCUCGACGUUGUUGGCCGCGGCGGUAGCGCCAAGGUGUACCGAGUGACGGCCGAGAAUGGCAAGAUGUGGGCUCUCAAGCGAGUGUCUCUAGAGCACGCCGACGAAAACACCGUCAGGGGCUUCAAGAGCGAGAUUGAUCUCCUGACCAAGCUCGCCAAGGUCGAGAGGGUGAUUAGCCUUUUGGACUAUGAGAUGAAUGACGAGAAGAAGGUUCUCACCCUGGUUAUGGAGCUCGGCGAGGUCGAUUUCAACCAGUUCUUGAAGACCCGGCAGCCUCCGGACACGGGCCGCUUCGAUCCUGUGUUCGUUCGAUAUUACUGGAACGAGAUGCUCGAAUGCCUGCUAGGCGUCCACGAUAGUGACGUCGUGCACUCCGAUCUCAAGCCGCAAAACUUUGUCCUUGUCCAGGGCCGUCUGAAGCUUAUCGACUUUGGCAUUGCCAACGCCAUCCAGACAAACGAGACGGUUCAUGUUCACCGAGAGACACAGAUUGGCACGCCGAAUUACAUGUCCCCGGAAUCCUUGAUGGACUACAACGCUAUGCGCGGAGUACGAAUUCCAGGCCAGCCAAAACUCAUGAAACUCGGCAAGGCCAGCGACGUCUGGUCGCUGGGCUGCAUCCUCUACCAAAUGGUCUACGGCCUCGCCCCAUUCGGGCACAUUGCCAACCCGAUGGCCAGGUGUCAGGCAAUCAUUAACUGGGAUUACACCAUUGACUUCCCUGGCCGUGGCAUGGGUGGCGUUCCUGUCCCUCCAUCCCUCAUCCGCGCGAUGAAGCGGUGCCUCAGCAGAGAGCCUCAUCUCCGGCCCACGUGCGAGGAGCUGCUCCACCCUACGGACCCGUUCCUUUUCCCCGCGGAACUGCACGAGAAGGCCCUCCCCAUCGACGAAGAGCUCCUUGGCCGCAUCAUCCAGAGCGUUGUCACUCGAUGCCGCGAGCGGAUGCCCACGGAUGCCGAGACCAUGUCGGUGUGGCCCGCCGCUUAUUGGGCGAGCGUAAAGAAGGCAAUGAACGCCAACCGGACGUGA